Molecule: messenger RNA, 2127 nt
Organism: Rhincodon typus (whale shark)
Lineage: Eukaryota; Metazoa; Chordata; Chondrichthyes; Orectolobiformes; Rhincodontidae
Product: 5-hydroxytryptamine receptor 4-like
Exons: 1
Coding region: 577-1677 (366 amino acids)
Biological process (GO): adenylate cyclase-activating adrenergic receptor signaling pathway
Cellular component (GO): membrane
Molecular function (GO): G protein-coupled receptor activity
Source: RefSeq, a predicted model, not a curated record
UAAUAAACGCCGCUGAGUUUAAAACUUUACAAAUUUUGACUUUGGUUUUCCGACUGAAUUCAACCGGCUACCAACUCCAAUUUGUAUUGAAGUGUUUUCGCAUUCUCGUUGAUUUACAUUCGGUUCUAUACGAAUUGUGCAGCUGACUUGGAGAGCACUUGUUGUUUGGUGGUCAUUGCUAAUUCUCAAUAUAUCCCAUUUACUUAGCAAGGAUAAUAUUGAACGACCCUUUAGUAUCUGCAAUACAAAGUUGUACAAGAUGCAAACUGAGAGAUAAAUAAUUGCCACAAAGGUUAAUGAUUUACAACUGAGCUUAUCAACUAGCGGGUGGAUGAGAACCAAACACAUCAGCCGACUUUGGGCGGGGGGGAAAGUGUGCAUUAGUUUACUUGUUUGGUAUGUGCCUGAAUCCCGUGUUCAGUAUCUAUAAGAAAGGAGAUCGUAAGACUCUAGAACUUUAGCAAGAAUUUAUGACUGGAAGUAGUCAGAAGAAGUGUAGCUGGGGAGGAGGUCGUGUUGGUGAUAUGUGUGGAAUAAAUCAUCAUCGCAAUACGAGCUUGUCUUGGUGAGUGUAUUAUGUUCUCGGCGAUUAUUAUUAGCACGUCGUCACAGGAGAUGAACACUACACCGUUCAAUAACUGGACCACACACUCUAACUCGUCAGGAAAAGCAUCAUCUGCAACAUGGCAAGUCAUAGACCAGGUUGUUGUCUUCAGUGUUCUCACCGUGAUUAUAGCUGGGACUAUCUUCGGAAAUCUCUUAGUAAUUGCUUCAAUCGCUUACUUUACCAAACUGCGGACUCCAACUAACGCUUUUAUAGUCUCCCUGGCUGUCGCAGAUUUCCUCGUUGGCAUUAUUGUAAUGCCUUUCAGCAUGGCCAAGCUAGUCUUUGGAUGGUACUUUGGGAAGGCGUUUUGCAAAAUCCACACGAUCAUGGAUGUGAUGCUGUGCACCUCCUCCAUCAUGAACCUCAGUUGCAUUGCCUUCGAUCGGUUCUAUGCUGUGUGUUACCCUUUGAAAUAUCGAUUCAGGAUGUCUCAGAAGAGAGUGACCGUCCUCCUCCUGAUUUGUUGGUUUGUGCCUGCUUUGAUGUCGUUUGUGCCCUUGUUGUUAGAUGUCCAUUUGAGGGGAUUGGAAGCCAUUCUACUACCCUUUGAUCCACACAGUUGUGUGUUUAUGGUCAAUAUUCCUUAUGCUGUUUCUGCUUCAGUAAUCGCCUUCUACUUUCCCAUGUUGGUGAUGCUAGUGGCAUAUGGAAAAAUAUUCCUAGUAGCAAGGAUCCAAGCCAGACAGGUAUAUACCAUUGAAAACGGGUUAGAGGGAAGAAACACUUUGACAAGGUGCCAAAAUUCUUCCAUGAAGAAAGAAAGGAAAGCAGCUAAAACUCUUGGCAUCAUCAUGGGAUGUUUCCUCAUCUGCUGGUUGCCAUUCUUUACUACAAAUAUAGUUAACCCUUUGCUUGGAUACCCAGCACACCAUAUUCUUCUUGAAGUUUUUUUAUGGUUGGGUUAUGUUAAUUCAACUCUCAAUCCUUUGUUAUAUGCUUUCUUCAAUCAAUCUUUCCGACGAGCUUUCUAUAUGGUAAUUGGCUGUAAGAUUUUGGCCAGCGAUUGCCAAAAUAACAACUUGUCAGACAGCAUCAGGCAGAAUACACAACUUGCUACACUGUCACGUUAAAUCUCUCAAUCUCCCCAUUAGCCAAAUGAGCAAAAUCCCUGGGAAGCAACAACAUUGUUGCAUAUAGCAGUUCAAUAUGAUUUUGACUGCAAUGAAGAGCUUUUUUAAUGUAUUGAACAAUUUUGUGUUUUAUGAAACAUAAGAUUGAAGUGUUGAUAUUGGGAAAGUAUUAUAUAACAUCAUAGGAAAUAUUUCAUGGCUUUCUCAGUGGUGUGGGUAGUUUUAGAGAGCGAAAUGGCAAACCUGUGUACUACAAAACAGUUGGUGAUUUUUAUUCUAUAAAUAUGGGUAAUUUGGAGCAAAAAGAGAGCAUUAAUUGUAACUGUAAUUUCCUUGCUGUUAUAAACUUCAUCUAUUUUGUGAAAUAGCUUUGAUCAUUUGGUUUUUAUAUGUGCUUAUAGCUUUAACUUGUAUAUUCAGAAUAAAUAUUAUUUUGCCUCUUGACUAAAA